AUGGAACGUCAAGACCCCCGCCUUAUCAGCAGCGAGCGUCCGCUCCACAACCAGGACCAGGGCAUCAUCAGCAGUGCCAUCGACAAGACCAAGGAGCUCGCAGCGGACGCCGGCGAGAAAAUCAAGGAUGCCUACCACGCGGUGGUUGGCGAGCCACGAGCUGAGGACAAGGCACGCGACGCUGCCAAGAGCUAUGUCGACUCUGCUGCUGAGCAGGUUGGUCUUGGUCUCGCUGGGCCUAUUGCUCACUGAACGGUUUCCUCACAGACUAAGGACCUCCGUGAUGGAACCAAUCGGUCAUGGGAGCGAACCAAAAACGACGCUUCUCGCAAAUGGGAAGACCUCAAGGAUGACGCCAGCCGCAAGUGGGAGGACCUGAAGGAAGGUGCUCAGGAUCAAAAAGACCGCGCCGAAGGUACCUGGGACGAUAUGAAGGAGCGUGCCAUCGACACCUGGGACGACUUCAAGGACUCGGCUCGCCGAACCCAGUACAACGCUGAGCGCAAGUGCGAGGAUGCUUCCUGUGCCGCACAACAAAAGGUUUUUCCUUUUCCUUUCUUCUUCGAUAAUCAUUGUCCCUUGUAGCUCGAGCGUGCUCAAGAAAGAACUGGAGAGCAGAUCAGAGCCGCCACGAAUCCCACCAUUGAAGGAUUCUAA
This is a messenger RNA of Caenorhabditis auriculariae, 657 nucleotides long. The record is from the annotation of a GenBank genome assembly. NCBI's taxonomy places the organism in Eukaryota, Metazoa, Nematoda, Chromadorea, Rhabditida, Rhabditidae.